GAUACAUGAUGAUACAUUGUAAAGAUAAAAAAAAUAAAAAUAAAUAAAUAAAAAUAAAUAAAAAAAAAACACAAAUAAUAAUUACUUAUUAGCUACAUCUUUUUUUUUACACGUUUUAGUGUAGAAUUUACUUAAUAUUUUCAAUUUCACGCUUAAACUAACUUAUUCCAUAUAGAAAAUACUUAAAGUUUUCAGGUAUUACCACAAAAUCAUUUUAAGUGUAGUUAUUGACAAAGUUUGCUGUAAGAUAUACAUAUAUGUUCCAUAUGUUUGGAUACAGACAUAUUAAACAUAAGCAUAUAUGCAAUAGCCAACGAUAUUAUCCCAUAGUCAAAGAUUAAUCGGAUCGAAUCUCGAACUUUAUCACGUAUGAAUCACGUCUUCAAAGAGGGCGCCUUUUCUCCGCAGAAUCGCCGCUUGCUGACGUUUUCUGGCUGUCAUGUGAUUAGCCGCUGCCCGUACUCAGGGUUCAAUGAGAGCUGUUUGCCCCACCCAUCUCUUCAACGCUAUCUGUCUCAAUGUACAAUUCACUGAGAAAAGGAAAUAAUCGCUGAAAAUACUCCCUCGAAAAGGAUUCAUCCGCGACUAUUUGGGAGGCAGCUCGCUCCGUCCACCGGGAAAUCGCUGUCAUUUGUGGUGUCGGAUUUAUCUUCACGUUUCCAAAUGCACAUGUAUAGCCGAUCCACCACCCGAAUUCAAGAAGGAUACAACGCGUAGCCUGACAGCGGACUCGGACUGCGAUAACCGGUGAAAUAUCGACGGAUUCUCCCGAAUCGCUUCGGAUCGGUCGCAUUUGCAUCUGCGGUCGAAAGAACCGUAGGAUCGGCGCUCGCGUCAAAGCAGAGCUUACGGAUGUGAGAAGAAAUUCAAAUUAUAGGAACGGAGAAGACGGCGAAGGGCCUCUUUUGAUUUGGACAAGCCGAAAAAAAAAAAAAAAAAAAAAAAAACGUGAUCAGUCACCGUACGCAGUACAGGAGGGGAAAAAACGUCUAUCUACGAGGGAUUUCUUUUUCUUUUUUAGCUGCACCGUAUUUUUCUACGAGACUACGUCGUUUUAUAACGGAGUUAAAAGGUUCUUGUCGGCCACGGCGCAGGGCGGAAUGAUCCACAUGCCGUCAUUUUGGUGGAAAUAUUUAUUUUUUUAAUUUGUAGCCACCCUUUCUAUCUCGUUCUGCCCGUCGCGUUGUAUCGGCGAACGGAUUCGACAUCAACGUACAGAAAAUAGUCACAUUUUGCGGAGCUGUUGAUGAUUUUAAUAGGAGUGCUGGGCAGAAUCGUUAUUUCAGGAACGCGACCAUGGAUUCGCGACGGGAAAUUCGCUAAAUCGCGUUUGGAUUUCUGUGCCUCAGAAAGCAGUAACGAAAUCAUCCAUGUGACGUCUGGAUGCACAUUCAUACACACAUAGCGUUUGACGAAGUCUCAUAUUUUAUCGCAGCAAACGCUCGACAGGACUCGGCCGUCUGUAGGCCGGCCUAGUGUUUUCACCACCUCGAGCCCUCCUAUUCUCGCCAAUACUAGUCACCCAUAGAGUAAUAGCUUUCAUAUUUCCCCGUGCUAGCACUGCACGUAACAACGAAAUCCUCUGUGCUAUUCGGAAUCCACGGGAGUUAUGUGCAUGCGAGUAUAAAUGUCCCGGUUUUCCAUCGAAGUGUUUUGAUCGGAGGCCAAUCGAGGAAUUUGGAUCAUUUAUUCACACGGUAUAUUCACCUCUCCCCACCUCCCGCCCACCCCCAAAACUUUUAUUUGGGUUUUUGGGAAAAUGGGUUGUUUGGGCAACAGUAAGACUGAGGACCAGCGGAACGAGGAGAAGGCUCAGAGGGAAGCAAACAAAAAGAUAGAGAAACAGCUCCAGAAAGACAAACAGAUCUACAGAGCAACUCAUCGACUACUACUGUUAGGAGCUGGAGAAUCGGGAAAAAGCACCAUAGUCAAACAGAUGCGCAUUUUACAUGUCAAUGGCUUCAAUGCUGAGGAGAAAAAACAGAAAAUUCAGGACAUCAAGAAUAAUAUAAAAGAAGCUAUAGAUACUAUUGUGACGGCGAUGUCCAUGUUGGCACCUCCAGUCCAGUUAGCCUGUCCAGCGAAUCAGUUUCGAAUUGAUUACAUCCUCAAUUUAGCCAAUCAAAAGGACUUUGAGUUCACACCGGUGAGUAGAAAGGAAUUUUAUGAACACACAAAGACCCUUUGGCAGGAUGAAGGAGUGCGAGCUUGCUUUGAAAGAUCCAAUGAGUACCAACUGAUCGACUGCGCACAGUAUUUCCUGGAUAGGAUUGACACUGUGAAACAGAGCGACUAUACUCCCACUGAUCAGGACUUGCUCAGAUGCAGAGUUCUGACUUCUGGGAUCUUUGAGACAAGAUUCCAAGUGGACAAAGUUAAUUUUCAUAUGUUUGAUGUUGGCGGACAAAGAGACGAACGCAGGAAAUGGAUCCAGUGUUUUAACGACGUGACAGCCAUCAUUUUCGUGGUAGCCAGCAGCAGUUAUAACAUGGUACUCAGAGAGGACAAUCAGACCAACAGACUCCAAGAGGCACUUAACCUGUUCAAGAACAUCUGGAAUAACAGGUGGCUUCGAACCAUUUCUGUUAUUCUGUUCCUAAACAAGCAAGACUUGCUUGCUGAGAAGGUUUUGGCGGGGAAGUCAAAAAUUGAGGAUUACUUUCCUGAGUUUGCGCGCUACACUACACCGGAUGAUGCAACACCAGAGCCAGGGGAAGAUCCACGAGUUACGAGAGCAAAAUAUUUCAUCCGAGACGAGUUCCUGAGGAUCAGUACAGCGAGUGGCGACGGCCGGCACUACUGCUACCCCCACUUCACCUGCGCUGUGGACACGGAAAACAUCCGCCGAGUGUUUAACGAUUGCAGAGACAUCAUCCAGCGCAUGCACCUACGGCAGUACGAACUCUUGUGAUCGCAACAGUGAUGACGGGACGCAAAAUCACCACCGGAACUUUCUAUAGGCCACCUGCCCUUACAUCAUGCCCCAAUAUCAAACUGAUGAGUCCCCACCUCUUACGCAUACGCACACAUCAUACAUUAUAUAUAUAUAUAUAUAUAUAUAUAUAUAUAUAUAUAUAUAUAUAUAUAUAUAUAUAUACAUACAUGCGCACACACACACACACAUGGCCUUUCUCCAUCCUGAGUGUCUAGGGGCUGGGGCAAUGGGACGCACUGUGUUACUGAUGAAAGCAUGGCUGUGAUACCUGGCAAAAAGACUUGUUAAUGGAGCCAAGGACUACCAAUGUUAAUAAAGAGAGAGGAAAACUAAACAUUUGAGAGAGGUAGGGGAGGGAGUGGGAGAAAAGAGUAAAAAAUGUCCAGGACUGCUCGAACUCAAGAGUCUUCUCAGGACGAGGAAGUCAUUUCAUACACAUACAGACACGUAACGCGUCCAGCUAAACUCUUGACCCACAGUCCUAUGUAUGUUACACGUCAAACUGUCUUUUUUCUGAUCAUAUGCCUAACACACGUUACUUAUAUUGAUGCGCACGCACAAAACAUACACACACACACAUGCUGUUUUUAUCCUCCACCGUUUUUUGGUCCUGUCGAACGUUUAGUUCCUGUGUGAGCCUGGCUUGUCCCACCCCAACCUUUUCCCUUUCCCAAAACCCACAAAUCCCAACCCACAGGUGGACAGAUCCCCUUGGAGGAGAGCAAAAAAUGAACCGAUACAUUAAAAAAAAAAAAAAGAAUGUAAAGCAAAUUGUUUCUUUUUUCUGCAAAAAAAUGAAAAAAGGAGGGUUUGGAGUGGUUUACUGCCCCGGGUUGCUUUGAGUGUGGAGCGGCGAAUGACUUUAACACAAGACCUAUCACAUGACUGGCUUCUCGGAGAGGCAAGCGCAUGCAACGCUAGAUUCAUGCAGAACAGUGAACUAAACGCAGUGCAAAAAAUCCAAAUUAUAUAUAU
This is a messenger RNA of Myxocyprinus asiaticus (Chinese sucker), 3910 nucleotides long. RefSeq names its product guanine nucleotide-binding protein G(s) subunit alpha. Gene Ontology annotation, cellular component: heterotrimeric G-protein complex. Gene Ontology annotation, molecular function: GTP binding; D1 dopamine receptor binding; mu-type opioid receptor binding. NCBI's taxonomy places the organism in Eukaryota, Metazoa, Chordata, Actinopteri, Cypriniformes, Catostomidae. The record is from RefSeq and is a predicted model, not a curated record. Gene Ontology annotation, biological process: adenylate cyclase-activating dopamine receptor signaling pathway; sensory perception of chemical stimulus. The coding region runs from base 1760 to 2911 and encodes 383 amino acids. The transcript has 12 exons.